AUGGUUCACAAGCCUACUCCGAGUCCUAGCUCUGCUAGUGACACCUUUCAUUUGGAAAAGACCGAUGUUCUCAUUGUUGGCUCUGGCCCAAUCGGUGCCACCUUCGCUCAUACCCUCGUCAAAAAGGGCAUCAAGGUCACCAUGAUUGAUAUCGGCCAGCAGGAAACUCGCCGUGUCGGCGAUCAUAAGAAGAAUAGCGUUGCAGUUCAGAAGGAUAUCAGCUUGUUCACGAACACUGUUAAGGGAGAGCUGCACCCACUGUCGGUGCCAACCAAUUCCGCAAGGCCUGUGAUUGAGCCAGCAUCCUGGUCUCGCAGACCUACUGACUCAGCCUAUGUCCUUAAUGGUCAGAACCCGGAGCAGAAGGCCUAUGGUAACCUACCUGCCGCAGCCGCAACUCGUGUUGUUGGCGGUAUGGGAUCUCACUGGACAUGCUGCACCCCUCGACAGCACAAGGGGAUUGAACGGUCUGACCUUUUCAGCGACAGUGAGUGGAACGCUCUCUACAGUCGGGCUGAGAAGCUCUUCAAGAAGACCGACGACGCUUUUGAUGAUUCUGUUCGCCAGAGGCUCGUCAAGCGCGUCCUUACGGAGGCCUAUCCCGAUCGUGAGAUGAAGAGCAUGCCGUUGGCCUGCAAACGCAAACAAGGUAACAAAGAGUACGUUGAGUGGUCUUGCACUGCUACCAUUCUUGGUGAGCUGUCUACGCCAGAGUACUUUUAUAAGGGCGAAGAACGACUGUUCGACAUCAGGCCCAACACCCAGUGCGACAGGCUUGAAGUGGAUGCCCUGGGCCAGAUUCACUACGCCGUGAUCAACGACCUUGAAAACAACAAAGAGUACUACAUCGAGGCCAAGAAGUACGUCGUCUGUGCCGGUGCCGUUCUUACUCCGGGUAUUUUGUACAAGUCUAAGUUGAAGGGCAAGCUGCCUAUGCUGGGCCAUUACUUGACUGAGCAGCCUAUGGCGUUUUGUCAAGUCGUCCUUGAUAGGACUCUAGUCAACAGUGUCCGGGACGAAGAGGCUGUCAAAACUCACACUGCAGCGCAUGAGAAUGACCCGCUCCCCUUUCCCUUCAACGAUCCUGACCCUCAGGUUUACUUCCCGGUGUCCGAGAAAUAUCCUUGGCAUACUCAGAUUCAUCGUGAUGCCUUUGGCUAUGGCGAAGUCCCGUCCAACAUCGAUCAACGCCUCGUUGUCGAUCUUCGCUGGUUUGGCUACAUGAAACCUGAAUAUGAGAACUGUGUCACAUUCUCUACCGAGACCAAAGAUCAGUUUGGAAUGCCUCAGCCAAUCUUCAACUUCAUCUUGGAUGAGGAAGCGGAAGAGCGCUGCAAGCGAAUGAUUACAGACAUGAUCGAUGUUGCUAGAAAGCUUGGCGGCUUCCUUCCUGGUGCUGAGCCCAAGUACCUCGCUCCUGGAUCUGCUCUCCAUAUCUGCGGCACAUACCGCGCGGGCAGCACUUCAGCUGAUAGUGUUGUCAACAAGAACGGCAAGGCUUGGGGCGUUGAUAACCUUGUUCUUGGAGGAUGCGGUGUCAUUCCUACCCAGAAUGCUUGCAAUCCUACCCUCACUGCUGCUUGUUUCGCUCUUGCAGCCGCUGACAAGAUCAUUGAAGAUCUUCAGGUCGACCAGUGA
Molecule: messenger RNA, 1638 nt
Organism: Fusarium fujikuroi IMI 58289
Lineage: Eukaryota; Fungi; Ascomycota; Sordariomycetes; Hypocreales; Nectriaceae
Product: related to Pyranose 2-oxidase
Exons: 8
Coding region: 1-1638 (545 amino acids)
Molecular function (GO): FAD binding; pyranose oxidase activity
Source: RefSeq, a predicted model, not a curated record